Saccharomycopsis crataegensis is the source of this 1578-nucleotide messenger RNA. RefSeq lists its product as uncharacterized. The transcript has a single exon. Bases 1 to 1578 code for a protein of 525 amino acids. Gene Ontology annotation, molecular function: transmembrane transporter activity. The record is from RefSeq and is a predicted model, not a curated record. NCBI's taxonomy places the organism in Eukaryota, Fungi, Ascomycota, Saccharomycetes, Ascoideales, Saccharomycopsidaceae. Gene Ontology annotation, biological process: transmembrane transport. Gene Ontology annotation, cellular component: membrane.
AUGACUUCACAUUUCUUAUCCAAAGGUCAACAGAUCGUACCUAUGAAAUACAGACCAAAACCCCUAGUGUUCGGUCUAAUAGUUCUUUCUUUAAUCAUCGAUAAACUCAAUGUUACAGGGGCAAUCACCAGUUUCUACUCGCUUUCCGAAAAGUUUGAUGUUCCAAUCGCCACUGCCUCUUGGGUCUUGUCAGUGUAUGCGUUGACCAUUGGUUCAUUCAUUAUUGUAUUUGGCAAAGUCGGAGAUAUUGUUGGUCCUCAUAAUACAUUCGUUGUAGGCACUUUAUGCAUGUCUAUUUUUUCAUUGCUAGCAGCUACAGUUGAUGAAUCUAUUUACGCAGUUAUUGUAUUCAGAGCUUUCCAAGGUAUUGCUGGCGCUGCUUUGGUUCCUUCGGGGUUUGCAAUCAUUGCCAGUUAUUUCCAAGGUAAGGCAAGAUUCAUUGCUCUUAAAGUUUUGUCAGCUGCUGUCACUGGCGCUCUAGGUCUCGGGGUGAUUCUUGGUGGGGCGUUCGAUGAAGGAAGUAUUGGGUACCAGGGGAUUUUCUAUUUCACUUUUUCUGUAUCCUUUACAGUAUUUGUGUUUCUAUAUUUCCUCAUAAUUCCUAUUCAAAAAACCGAGGGCCACAAAAAUUUGAAAUUCAGGAACUUGGACUUCUUUGGAGUUUUGUUGAUGAUUUCUGGUUUGUUGUUGAUCAUCGUAGGUUUUACUGAAGCGGCAAACAGCUGGAAUUCCCCGAAAGUUUAUAUCACCCUCCCAAUUGGAUUUAUGCUUGUUGCCUGCUUCUUUUAUUUCGAGCUUUUUUAUAUCAAAGGUUACAAGGAGAAAUUCCGGAAGUCUCUUCCAAACCAACAACAAGACUUCACUAGUAAAUUUGAUUGGAGAGUAGAUACGCAGCCGCUUUUUCCAGCAGAAAUUUUGGCAAUUCCAAACAUCAAGUUAUUACUCUAUGGUAUGUUUGCUGUCAACACAUCUGCCAUUUGCUUACAAAGUAAUCUUGUUGAAUAUUUUGAAUAUGUUGAAUUAGACACUCCAAUUAUCGCCUCGCUCAAGAUAUUACCGCUUGCUAUGGGUUCUGUUUGUGGCUCAUUCCUUUUCAGUCCAAAAAUUGUGAAAGCCUUGACCCUUCGGGGAACUUUGCUUCUUUCAUCGCUCGUUGGUCUCGGGGCGUACAUUUGGAUUUCUAGAAUAAAUUACACUAUUCAUAACAGCUACUGGAAAUUUGUUUUUGCCAGUGGAUUUAUUGCGGGUUAUUCAAUAAACAUGUUUUUUGUGGUUAUCCUUGCCGGUUUAAUGCAAAACACCCCAUUGCAUUUACAAGGGGUUGUUUCUGGAGUAGUUCAAACCGUUGCACAAGUUGGUUCCAGUAUCGGUACAGCAGUUAUCAAUAGUAUCAUUGGAAGUAUGGAAUAUAAAAAAGGUGAUGAUUUAGCAAGACACCGCGUUGCCAAAAACUUUGAAAACUCAUUAAAUUUCAUAGUGGGCUUGGGUGCCAGCUUAGUAAUUUUAAUGCUUUUUAUUAAAGAUGAUAAGUCUUUCUUGGUUGAGGGAGGAAAAUCAACUGGGAGAACAAUUUUAUGA